GUGUGAUGAUAAUGUAUUGAUCAGGUUGUGAUGGAUGGCCACUGAGGAUAUAUAAGUGAAGAUCUCUGCCGAGCAGAGUUUAAGUCCAGCUCUGGCCGUCUGAAGAUAGAGACACCAUGCUUUCUGUAGCUCUGUUUUACCUCUUAGCUGUGAUUUGUUCUGCAAGACAGACACAUGCUCUACCUCUGUACCCUGACACCAACCUGGAGCCACAGGCAGAUUUCAUUCAGAAGUUAGUGUCAGAGGUGGAAGACGGUCCUAACGCUGCUGAGGGGCAGCAGAGAGAAGUGAAUGACCUGUAUCCUCUGCUGAUGCAGCACAAUGGAGGGAGAGAGCCCUGGAACAAAGGGGCUAAAGAAUCAGCACAACACGAUAAAUUUGCAAAUAUGGUUGAGGACCUCAGAGAAGCCAUGCUGAAGCUGGCGGCGGCUGACAAGCUUCGCUCUCAAGGUUUUCUCAGAUCAGAGCAGAACUUACCAAAAACAAACAAAAGAGCGUGUUUCUGGAAAUACUGUGUCACCAACUAG
Messenger RNA from Plectropomus leopardus (leopard coralgrouper), 527 nucleotides. RefSeq names its product urotensin-related peptide 1 (gene urp1). Gene Ontology annotation, biological process: regulation of blood pressure; blood vessel diameter maintenance. Gene Ontology annotation, cellular component: extracellular region. The record is from RefSeq and is a predicted model, not a curated record. NCBI's taxonomy places the organism in Eukaryota, Metazoa, Chordata, Actinopteri, Perciformes, Serranidae. Gene Ontology annotation, molecular function: hormone activity.